This is a messenger RNA of Nilaparvata lugens (brown planthopper), 1352 nucleotides long. It is a transcript of the gene Rrp42, whose product is annotated as exosome complex component RRP42. Gene Ontology annotation, biological process: U4 snRNA 3'-end processing; nuclear mRNA surveillance; nuclear polyadenylation-dependent mRNA catabolic process. NCBI's taxonomy places the organism in Eukaryota, Metazoa, Arthropoda, Insecta, Hemiptera, Delphacidae. The coding region runs from base 16 to 1062 and encodes 348 amino acids. The transcript has 7 exons. The record is from RefSeq and is a predicted model, not a curated record. Gene Ontology annotation, cellular component: cytoplasmic exosome (RNase complex); nuclear exosome (RNase complex).
GCUGAUUCUGUCAAGAUGAACAAAAAGAGAACUUGGAAUGUGAAUGGGAACGAACCUAUUAUUGGGUCACAACCAUGUAAUGGUGAAUCCACUUGUAAAAUUAAAGCCAUAAGUAAAUUUGACUGGAUCUUUGUUUCAAGAUUGGCCCCUGAAGUGACAAAGGAUGACCUACUUGAUUUCCUGAAAAAUCUUAAGUUCAAUGUUGAAUGUGUGGAAUUGAAGACGAACUUCAAGCACUAUAAAUCGUUUAAGGAUGAUAUGCGCAAUGACGGUCGCACCAGAAGAAAAUAUAGACCGAUGGAAUUGGAAACAAAUGUGGUGAGUCAUGCCAACGGAUCAGCGCGCCUCCGCCUUGCCAACACCGACAUUCUAGUUGGGAUCAAAACCGAAAUUGACUGCCCUUUUCCAGAAACACCAAACCUAGGAAAAAUUGAGUUUUUCGUUGAUUGUUCAGCGAACGCGACGCCUGCCUUCGAAGGGCGCGGAGGCGAAGACCUGGCGAUGGAGUUGAGCAACAGUCUGGCCUGCGCAUACAACUCGUUUCCACUAGAUCAGCUGUGCAUCACCAGAGGAGAGCAGUGCUGGAAGCUGUAUGCCGACAUACUCAUACUGGAAUGUGGCGGCAAUCUGUACGACGCUGUGUCGAUAGCGGUCAAAGCAGCGCUCUUCUCCACCGAAGUGCCCAAGGUGAUGGGCACGCUGCUGGAUGGAGGCACGGUUGAUCUCGUCCUCUCCGAUGAUCCUUUCGACUGCCAAAAGUUGGAUGUCACGAGGGCACCUCUUCUCGUCACUCUCUGCAAGAUUGGUGACUUCUGUGUGGUUGAUCCAACGGCAGAAGAAGAAAUGUGCAGUAUGGCAAGUAUGGUGGUGUCCGUGCUAGAAAACGGAACAGUCACUAGUUCAUUCAAGUGUGGGGCAGGCAGCCUACAUUCCGAGACAGUCAAGCAAGCAUUCAAGAUUGGUAAGGAGGUUGGCCAAUCUUUGAAUCAAGAACUAAAAGAGAUUCUUCUUCAAGAACAGAGCCUUGGGUCUAAACGAGAAUUAUUCGGAUUUCUUAAAUAAUAAUUAUGUCAGUUAUUCUAUUUAUAUUUUAUUCUAAUUUUUAUUUUUAAAUAAACAUCUUUGUACGUUAAUAAGUUGUUACUUCAAUUCAAAACAUGUUUAUAGAUUCAAGGAUUGAGAAGGAAUUCUGUAAGAGAUUAAUGAACCUUAAUGAAAAAUUAAUACAUUUUUUUGGAUUCCGAAUUACAGAGUAAUCAUUUUGAAGCACCUAGGUGAUUGUUGUUGGACCUGGCGUCAACCUUAGUUUCAACUAAAGAUCAAGAUUCAAUGCAAUAGUAAUUAUUUUGAAG